Molecule: messenger RNA, 1590 nt
Organism: Fusarium verticillioides 7600
Lineage: Eukaryota; Fungi; Ascomycota; Sordariomycetes; Hypocreales; Nectriaceae
Exons: 10
Coding region: 1-1578 (525 amino acids)
Biological process (GO): transmembrane transport
Cellular component (GO): membrane
Molecular function (GO): transmembrane transporter activity
Source: RefSeq, a predicted model, not a curated record
AUGGCGACACUGAGAAACCCAGGAUCGCAAGGCUACGUGCCCCUGGCCGACGCUUCAUCAGAGAGUACCGAGGAUCAUGUAGUUUUCGAGCCAAUCAAAACAUGGAAAGGAUACAUAUGGGAUACCUGGGAACUACCGCAGGAUCAGAGGCGUUUACUAUUCAAGGUUGAUGCCUUUAUCUUGACCUUCGCAUCAAUAGGAUAUUUCCUCAAGAACAUCGACCAGACCAACAUCAAUAACGCGUUUCUAAGCGGCAUGCAGGAGGACCUUGAGAUGUUUGGUAAUCAGCUUGUGACUAGCACUUCGAUAUGGACAUUUGGCUAUGUCAUUGGGCAGAUACCGUCAAAUCUACUAUUGACACGAGUCUCGCCACGAUGGGUCAUUCCAUCGCUUGAAGUGGGGUGGGGUAUAGCAACUAUCUGUACCUCAUCGGUUCAAUCAUACACGAGUCUUUAUGUGUUACGAUUCUUCGUGGGCUUCUUCGAAUCAGGCUUCUAUCCCGGUAUACAUUAUAUGCUCGGCUCCUGGUAUACGCCUAGGGAGAUCGGAAAGCGAGCCAUGCUGUUCUGGCUGGCUGGUUCAGUUGGGUCCAUGUUCAGUGGCUUUCUCCAAGGAGCUGCGUAUACAAAUCUUAAUGGCGUUCACGGACGUGCAGGUUGGCGUUGGCUGUUCAUCAUCGACGGUCUCAUCACCAUCCCACUUGCAAUAGCCGGGUAUUUCUUCUUUCCGAAUCUGCCGCAAGAUGGGAAGCGAACUUGGUGGACAACUGAAGAAGAACAUGUUUUAUCGGUCAAAAGAAUGCAAGCGAUUGGGCGUGCCGGGAAGCAACCUUGGACUAAAGACAGGGUAAAGAAGGUGUUUUCUAGCUGGCACACUUAUCAUCUUCCGUUGCUGUAUAUUCUUUGGAACAAUGGAAAUCCGCAGGCCGCUAUGGGUUACUGGUUGAAGAGCUUCAACGACCAGCCUCCUCCGGUCCCUGGGACCUCGUUCACUGUGCCCGAGAUCAACAACUUACCUAUUCCCAACACGGCGAUCUUCCUUGUCAUGGCGCUUACUUGGGGCUGGCUCUCUGACGGACCUCUCCAAGGAGCUCGAUGGCCAUUCAUAUAUGCAGGCGCUAUACUCAUCAUCAUCUUCAACAUCCUCCUUCUGAACAUGCCACUUUACUCCAAUGUGGAUGGAAGGAAGGUUGUGUACUGGCUCAGCAACAUUGGCCACGGUGCCGGUCCUCUGAUCCUUAGUUGGAUCAAUGAGAUAUGUUCUGCGGAUACGGAAAAGCGAGCCCUGAUCGUGGCCAUAGCCAAUGACUUGGCGUAUGUCGUACAGGCUAUUGUGCCCAUGUUCAUGUGGAAAACUACGGAUUUUCCUGCUGCGAGGAAGGGAUACACGUACUCAACCAUUUUGCAAGUACUCCUGAUUUUGCAGACUGCUUUUAUCCAGGUGCUAUUGUGGCGCGAUAGACGGAAGCCCUUGAGACCUGGUGGUGUCGAGUCGCCGCCUCCACUGAUCUACUCGGAUGAGGAGGAGGGUGAAGAGCGCAACAAGCCAGGAGAGCCUCACUAUUCUCAUACUAAUUAGCCAAAGGUCGAC